CUUCCGCUAUUGGUGCAUACAUCUAUGUUUCUUCGGUGAUGCACCGACAGACUUUUUGGGAAUUUUGGAUUCGUGAUGUUUGGGGAUUUUGAUUGAAUUGAUUUUCCGAAUUUGAUUUAUGUUAUUUUUUUAAUCGAAUUGGUGGGCUCCUUUGGUUUCUGGGUUCGGGAGACACAGAAACUUCGGUAGAUCUCGAGUGAAUUGCUGUUGCCUGAGUCGGGUGGGGGAGAAAAGGGUUUCGAUUGGUUUUUUUUUCUUUCGGAUUUCAUGUCCAUUUGUGACCUGAACAUUAUGGUGUUCUAAUAGACGGAUUUCUUCCAGCCAAAUGGGUUAUCCGUGAGAGGUUAAAUGUGAAUGUGCUUUCAAUAGCUUUUCAAGAUAUAAUUUGAUUUCAAGAAACAUGUCUUCCUCAUCUAGAUCAAAGACCAAGGACAAAAAGGCUGGCAAGGAACCACAGAAGUCCUCUCCCAAGCCCUCAGGGCAUGGUAACGGAGGUAGUGGAGUCCCAGUCAGUGGAUACAAUCCGCUUUUGGGAAAAUUCCACACUCUUGAGACUACACCAUCUUCUUCUGCUUCACCUCUUCAUGUAAAUGGACGUUUCCGGAAUAUUGAUGAGACUGACGAUCAUUCUGGGAACUCACUUGGAACUGGGACAGAGUAUGACACAGUUUCCAACAAUGGUAGUUGGUCUGGUGAAUCAGAAGACCAUAAAGAUAAAGCGUCUAAUCCCCCUCUCCGUCAGGAGCCGAUACCAGGAGCUGAUAAUGACAAGAGAGAGAAAAUCCGUCAAAAGAAUGAGAGGAAACAUCAGCGUCAAAAAGAGAGGAGAGCUCAGGAAUUGCAUGAGCGGUGUAGUGGAUUUCUCAUGUCAAGAAAGCUGGAAGUGCUUGCCCAGCGGCUCGUUGCAAUGGGGUUUUCUUCAGAAAGAGCAACCAUGGCUCUUAUUUUGAAUGAAGGAAAAAUAGAGGAAUCAGUGGCAUGGCUAUUUGAUGAGGGUGAAGAAGCAGAUAUGCUCAAGGAACAUAACCUUGAUGGAGGCAAUCUAAAAAUAGACAUCUCAGAAGAGCUAGCUCGUAUUGCAGACCUGGAGAUUAGAUAUAAAUGCUCUAGGCAAGAGGUUGAGAGAGCUAUUGUUGGCUGUGAAGGUGAUAUCAAGAAGGCAGAAGAAACUUUGAGAACUCAGAAGGAAGACCCAGAUUCUAGCCUACCAAAGCCUGAAGAAACUGGCGAUCCACCUACUGUAAGCAUCAGCAAGCUUUCAGUAUCUGGUAAUCAGAACUCAACAAAGGCUCAACCUAAGUCAGUUCCAUCUAGCACUGUACAACAGAGGCGGGAUGAGAAAGAUUUCAAUUACACAAGAACAGCAGUUACAGUGGGACCACCUGCAGAAUCAGGUGGUAAAAAUGUGCAGUCUUCAAGGAAAGUUCUGCCUAGUUUGGAAUGGACAAAACCUCAACAAAUCACAAUGCCCGUAGAGAAAAGGUGGGCAAGUGGGGCAUCAAAUUCAUCUGCCUCCUAUUCUUUGGCAUCUUCUUUGCAGACAACACCUCCGCCAGCUAAGACAGAAGGCCGAUAUGCGGCACUUGGAAGCGAUUUGAAGAAUCUUCAGCUGGGAUCGGUGAAGGAACCAGUUAUAGUGAUGCAGCGACCCCAAUCAGCAAAUGCAAAACAGGCUCCAGCCACAAGCAUAAGCUCGUCUCCUCCUGGGACGGCCUCUGGCUGGUAUCCAAAUAAUGUAGUAUUAAAACCUAGUGGAUUGGUGCCGCAUAUUCCGAGCACAAGAAGUCUUGGUGCCAACAAUUUGAGUUCAAAUCAGAUGUACAACCAACUUCAUUAUCAAAAUCAGCAAUUGAUGUCCAACAACAAUAAUGCGGUGGAUACCCUGGGGGUUAGCCGUGGAAGUGGUUUCUUGGGUAGAAUGGGUUCCUCGCCAACACUUGCAGCAGCUUCCUCUCUUGGACUUUUCUCUUCGCUGGGCUCAAAUGGCUCAUCUGGAUCAUCAUCUCCCGUAGACUGGAACACUGGUCGCUCAAUGGUACAACUUGACUAUACCAACAUCGACUGGAGUUUGGAUCUGAGAUCAUCUGGUUCGAAGCCAAGUGGAACGUGGCAGGGCGUGACUUCCAUUAUGCAAAGCAACGCUAAUAUAUAUGACCCGUACACUGCUAAACUGAGUGCUAGGACUGCUUUGGGACCUGCAUUGACAAACAGUGGUGGCGUUGCCCUGGCAGGAUUUCAAGAUGGAGUAUCUCCAGCUGAAAUGUCUGCUUCUGGUUCGCGGGAGUGGUCUUCUCCUUUCGAGGAGAAAGACCUCUUUAGUUUACCCAGACAGUUUGUUUCUUCUCCUUCUCUGUAGGGGCAGAGAGAAUUUGAAAAAGAAAAAAAGCAGAAUAAAUGAAGGAAAGAGAAAAAGAAAGACCAGAAAUUGUGCUUGGGUUUAAAGUUGUGUUGGUUCUUAUGAUGCUGCUGUGUUUGUGAUGUGGUCAUUCAUAGUGGAAAAGCAUCCGAGAGCCAUUUCAUUUCUCCUCUCCCCCCACCCUCCCGUGUUUGCUUUUUACUUUUAGAUCUAUUAAUUAUCUUUCGCAGCCUUUCAUCCA
Messenger RNA from Diospyros lotus (date-plum), 2597 nucleotides. RefSeq lists its product as uncharacterized. The record is from RefSeq and is a predicted model, not a curated record. Lineage: Eukaryota; Viridiplantae; Streptophyta; Magnoliopsida; Ericales; Ebenaceae. The transcript has 2 exons. Gene Ontology annotation, molecular function: protein binding. The coding region runs from base 401 to 2356 and encodes 651 amino acids.